AUGUAUUUACAGAACCUGGAGUCUCAAGAUAAAAUCAAUGAAGAUAAUGUUGAGACAAGAGACACUGAAGGCGAGAAGGCUGUUGAAAAUACUUCAAGAGUUCAGGAAAAUACCUCAAGCAAUGACUCGGGCCAGUCAUUUAAAGGGACAAAUCCUCGGAAAAGGACGAUGCUACGAGACUAUGAUAACUUAUUGACAAAGGCCCAAAAUGUAGCCAACAGUGUCAAGAGCUCUGUUGUAUCAGAGAAUAAAUUCGACUUAUUUGGACUUAAUUUUACGACUUAUUUUUUUUUACCAAUGGAGUCGACAAUUGAAGCACAACAGUAUAUCCAAAAUUAUCUUUCUGGUUUGCGCUUGAAACAUAUCCGCCGUCAGUCUCAAACAUUGAAUUUCAUUUAUGAAAUGGUAGAAAACAGAACACAACCACAUUUUAUGUCGUCUCCUCCAACUUCAACCAUUUCUAGAAAUUGUUGA
Molecule: messenger RNA, 474 nt
Organism: Parnassius apollo (apollo)
Lineage: Eukaryota; Metazoa; Arthropoda; Insecta; Lepidoptera; Papilionidae
Source: the annotation of a GenBank genome assembly